GUUCAAAGUCUAAAGAACUGAAGAUAUAACAGGGAAGCUGAAAGAAAGCUGCAAAUCCUAGACCAGCAGGCAGGUUGGUGAGUCUCAAUCUUACAUGGGAAAAGACCCGAAUACACCUGUGAAAAUGUACGAAAACAAAUAUCUUACCUCUAUGGGGAGGAAACCUUCCUGCUCACCAGGACUUAUGAAAAACUCAAAGUCCAAAGAGCCACCAUCUUAUGUGACCUCACAUUCCUACGCAACUGCCGAGACAAAAACGUGAUCCCCACUUGCUUCCAACUAAAAUUCCAUUCCAAAAACUCAGCCACUGAAAGGAUCCUGAAAAGAACUGAAUUAGCUCUAAUCAGAAACGAACUCCACAGGAAAAGAUUCCUACUAGACCAAACCAAUAGGGACCAACUCACUCUUCACCUCAAACUCAGCAACAAAAUCCACCCAGCACUCUGGGAAAAUCCAAACAACUAGCCCUCUGGAGAGCUGAAACAGAAACCUCCCACAAGACAGACACACACACCAACAAACUCCACAGGCUAGAAAAAUGCCAAAAGCCCAACCCCCUCCACAGCAACUCAUGAAACGAACAGUACACAACAUAUCAGACAGGACCCUCACCACAGCAGAAAUCAAUGGUUCCAAAGGAUUCAACCAAACGCAUCCCCACUGAAAACAUCAUAUGUGGAGUUGAAGCUACCCUAAUCAAAAUCAACCCAGAUGAAGCCAAUAAAAUCAGACUUGAAGUCACCAACAUCCUCCUCUCCAGCAAUCCACCUAGAUGCAACUUACAUAAAGAACAAAAAGCACUCACCAACCUGAGGAAAGACAACAACAUAAUAAUUCUCCCAGCAGACAAAGGUAAUGCCACGGUAGUGAUGAACACAUCAGACUACCAAGCCAAACUAUCCAACCUACUCCAAGACCCCACUUACAAACCUCUAAACACAGACCCCAACACCUACCUGGAAAAAACCACCAAAUCCAAAAUAAAGGCCUCUCCUAUCAGUGAAGAGAUCCAUCAAAGAAUCAUCCCCAGAGAGAAAUCAUCCAGAUGCCCCAAGCUCUAUGGCCUCCCCAAGAUUCACAAAGAAGGAACACCACUCAGACUUAUAGUCAGUUCCAUAGGCUCACCUCUACAGAAUCUUGCCAAAUUUCUCGCCAAACAGCUUUAUACCUACACAGAAUCCAUCUCCUCACAUGUACAAAACUCACUCCACUUCAUAGAAACAAUAAAGAAACAAAACCUACAACCCAGCGACCUACUCGUGAGCUUCGAUGUCACAUCCCUCUUCACCUAAGUGCCUAUGAAAGAAGCCUUGACAGCUAUGCAAAACAAAUACAAUCCCCCCUAAGCACAUCCUAGAUCUGACCAACCACUGCCUAAACAAAACAUCCUUUUUUUAUUAUUAUUUUUUAUUGAAUUUUUUUAUUUUUUAAC
This is a messenger RNA of Crotalus tigris (Tiger rattlesnake), 1432 nucleotides long. RefSeq lists its product as uncharacterized. NCBI's taxonomy places the organism in Eukaryota, Metazoa, Chordata, Lepidosauria, Squamata, Viperidae. Bases 627 to 1292 code for a protein of 221 amino acids. The transcript is spliced from 2 exons. The record is from RefSeq and is a predicted model, not a curated record.